Tyto alba (common barn owl) is the source of this 3528-nucleotide messenger RNA. It is a transcript of the gene MTHFR, whose product is annotated as methylenetetrahydrofolate reductase. Gene Ontology annotation, molecular function: FAD binding; methylenetetrahydrofolate reductase [NAD(P)H] activity. The record is from RefSeq and is a predicted model, not a curated record. The coding region runs from base 840 to 2855 and encodes 671 amino acids. NCBI's taxonomy places the organism in Eukaryota, Metazoa, Chordata, Aves, Strigiformes, Tytonidae. The transcript is spliced from 12 exons. Gene Ontology annotation, biological process: tetrahydrofolate interconversion. Gene Ontology annotation, cellular component: cytosol.
AACACCACAAAUAAAAAAAACAACGGCGGGAGCUCCACGUGACCCGGCCCCGCCCCCGGCCGGCCUUAAAGGGCCGCGGGAUGCGGCCGCCCGCGCUGCGCCGCGCCCAGCACCGCGCCGGAGGUGAGCGGGGCCCCGGGAAGGGGGGCCCGAUCCCUGCCCCCGCCGCCUGGGGAAACACACACACCCACACCCCCCCCCCCAACCUCCCCCUCACCCCGCGGCGGGCCUGGCCACCACGGCUUGCCGCUGCACUGCGGCUCGGGUUGCUUGGGGCCGAGCCGCGCUCCCGGCGGGUUCGGCUGAGGUCGAAGGAACGAUCGGGCAGCAAUUCCGUCCCUGCUUGGCCCCCAGCCCGGCUGCGACGGAGGGGGGCACCCCCCCAUCCCGGCAGCAGGGACCCCCAGCAGCCCCGCGGGGGUGCCGGGCUCCCCCCAGGCCCUGCACAAGCCCCUCGCAGGCGUGCGCGCCCCGUGUGAAGCGUGCAUCUGCGCAGCCCAGGUUAGCUCGGGCGGUAGAACUAUGCUUAGGAGGAUGCAGACCUCCGGCCUGCGUGUGUGGGUGUCAGCUCGGUCCUGGAAGCAGCAAAAAUACCCUAUAGCGAAGCAAACAAGCACUGCCAACAUCACAUCAAACGGGCAUCUCCGUGCUGAUCAGCAUCAAUGUGCUGGGCCGCAGAUCUUUGCUCAGAGCUCAGCGUGGUAGAGGCAGAGGAGCAGGAGCGCUGACCCCACGGAGCCGACGGGUGUUUUAAGAUUGUCUUAUUUUGCAACUGGCUUUGUUGUGUAGAAAAUCUCUUUUCUCUUUGCAAUAAUGGCAAGCUUCUGCCAGCAAAUGGGAUGCUUCUGAUGGUAAGGAAACUGCUACAAAUGCUGCCUGUAGACAAAAUAGAGCUCACCAUGGUCAAUGAGACCCAGCAUACCUGCAGUGCCAGUUCCAGCUCCAAGUCUGAUGGUGGCAGCAGUAGUGGGAGCGAGAGCUCCAAGGACAGCUCACGCUGCUCCACCCCUGUCCUCGACGCUGACCGUCAUGAGCGGCUGCGGGAGAAGAUGCGUCGACGGCAGGACUCUGGAGACAAGUGGUUCUCCCUGGAGUUCUUCCCUCCACGCACAGCCAAUGCUGCUGUCAAUCUCAUCUCCAGGUUUGACCGCAUGGGAGUAGGUGGUCCACUCUUCAUUGAUGUGACGUGGCACCCCGCUGGGGACCCAGGAUCUGACAAGGAAACCUCUUCCAUGAUUAUUGCCAACACGGCAGUCAACUACUGUGGCCUGGAGACCAUCCUGCACAUGACAUGCUGCAAUCAGACCAAGGAUGACAUCACAGGGCAUCUGCAGAAGGCCAAGCGGCUCGGGUUGAAGAACAUCAUGGCAUUGCGUGGAGAUCCUGUCGGUGAGGAAUGGGAGGAAGAAGUAGAUGGCUUCAACUAUGCUGUUGACCUGGUUAAGCACAUUCGCAAUGAAUUUGAUGAUUACUUUGACAUCUGUGUGGCAGGCUACCCCAAGGGUCAUCCUGAAGCAGAGAGCUAUGAGGCAGACCUGAGGCAUCUGAAGGAGAAAGUCUUAGCUGGGGCAGACUUCAUCAUUACACAGCUUUUCUUCCGACCGGAAACCUUCCUUAAGUUUAUGAAGGACUGUCAAGCCAUUGGCAUCACCUGCCCCAUUAUUCCUGGCAUCUUCCCCAUACAGGGUUACCACUCCCUGCGCCAGCUGGUGAAGCUCUCCAAGCUGGAAGUGCCUCAAGAAAUCAAAGAUGUGAUUGAACCUAUCAAGGACAACGAUGCAGCUAUCCGGAACUAUGGGGUGGAGCUGGCAGUGACCAUGUGCCGGGAGCUGCUGGAUAGUGGCAUGGUGCAUGGGCUCCAUUUUUAUACCCUCAAUCGGGAAGUGGCUACUACUGAAGUCCUUAAGCGCCUGGGCAUAUGGAAGGAAGACCCCAGGCGGCCUCUGCCCUGGGCAGUCAGCGCUCACCCCAAGAGAAGAGUUGAAGAUGUUCGGCCAAUCUUCUGGGCCUCUAGGCCAAAGAGUUACAUCUAUCGAACUCAAGAAUGGGAUGAUUUCCCCAAUGGCCGAUGGGGUAACUCCUCCUCUCCAGCCUUUGGGGAACUGAAGGACUAUUACCUCUUCUACCUGAAGAGCAAGUCUCCCCGGGAGGAGCUUCUGAAGAUGUGGGGAGAAGAGCUGACUGGUGAGGAAAGCGUCUUUGAGGUAUUCACAUGUUACAUCACUGGAGAACCCAACAAAAAUGGGCACAAGGUUACGUGCAUGCCCUGGAACGAUGAUCCUCUUGCUACUGAAACCAACCUUCUGAAGGAGCAGCUGGAGAAGGUUAACAGACGAGGAAUCCUGACCAUCAACUCCCAGCCAAACAUCAAUGGCAAACCAUCCACAGACCCCAUUGUAGGCUGGGGGCCCAGUGGCGGUUAUGUCUUCCAAAAGGCAUACCUAGAGUUCUUCACCUCCAGUGAGAUCGUCACGGCACUGCUCAAAGUGCUGAAGAAGUAUGAGUUGCGAGUGAACUACCACAUUGUCAAUGUCAAGGGCCAGAAUAUCACCAAUGCUCCAGAUCUGCAACCCAAUGCUGUCACCUGGGGCAUCUUCCCAGGCAGAGAGAUCAUCCAGCCCACUGUAGUGGAUCCUGUAAGCUUCCUCUCCUGGAAGGAUGAGGCCUUUGCACUGUGGAUCGAGCAGUGGGCCAAGCUCUAUGAAGAGGAGUCACCCUCUCGCAUGAUCAUCCAGUACAUCCACGACAACUACUAUUUGGUCAACCUGGUGGACAAUGACUUCCCACUUGAAAACUGCCUCUGGCAGGUUGUGGAUGAUACUUUUGAGCUGUUGAACUAUCCAACUCAGCAGUGAAAAUUCCCCUUUUAAACCCAUAUUUCCUCCUUCCGUCCACUGACUGCGGGGAGAGAAAAAGCAGCUCCUGUGCUGAUGGUGGACCACACACUCCUAAACCCCAUGACCAGGCCAGCUUGCUGAUCUACACACUACAUGCUUUUCUACCCCCAACACAGAGAUUCCCUGACUCCCCACUGAACAAUAGCCAGAACUACCCAAACCUCUGAGCUAAGGCUCUAGCCUUAGCUUGAAGACCAGCUCUGCAGAAUGAAGAGGUGCUAAUUGUGGCUAUGUUGAUUACAGUACCAGGACAACUCUUGUGCAUCAAUGUGAUAAAACUCAGUGGUAUUUUAGUAACUUUCUCAUGCCAGAAAUGCUGCCUUGGGGAUUGAAACACUCCUGUCAACAGUGCCUAUGCAAGGAGACUAUUUCAGCAGUUACCAACCCUGAAAAGAAGCUCAAGUUACUUUUACAUUGCACUCCGAAGAUGUAUUUUUCGUAACUGACCAUAUCAGGCUCUUUUGCACUCACUCCAGAAGAAGGUUCAAAUUUUCUCCUUAACUUUUCUCCCUUUAUUUUAUUUCCUGUUUUCUUUUUAAUAGAAUAUAUGACUUUCACUUCUGGAUAAGACUGAGUAGGAUCACACUAUUUUUUAGAUUAAGUACAAUAAAAUACAGAAAUACAAGUGUCU